ACACAUGUCCUAGAAUUCCAACUCAUGGGCUUCUCCAAGGAUCCAGACCUGCAGCCCCUCCUCCUGGGACUGUUCCUCUCCAUGUACCUGGUCACGCUGCUCGGGAACCUGCUCAUCAUCCUGGCUGUCACCUCUGACUCCCACCUGCACACACCCAUGUACUUCUUCCUCUGCAACCUGUCCUUGGUUGACGUGGGUCUCACCUCCACCACAGUUCCCAAGUUGAUCGUGGCCAUCCUCACCCACAGCCCAGCCAUCUCCUAUGCCGGCUGCCUGACUCAAAUGUUUUUCUCCAUCAUCUUUGGGUGCACGGAUGAAUUACUUCUGACAGUGAUGGCCUAUGACCGAUUUGUUGCCAUCUGUCACCCCCUGCAUUACCAGGUCAUCAUGAACUCUCACUGCUGUGGCUUCCUAGUUGCAAUGUCCUUUGUGGGCAGCCUUUUGGAUGCCCUACUGCACAAUGGGGUGGUUUUAAAAGUUACCUGCUUCAAAGCUUUGGAAAUUUCUAGCUUCUUCUGUGACCCUUCUCAAAUUCUCAACCUCAUGUGCACAAACGUCUUCACACAUGACAUGCUUAUAUACUUUGUUGGGCUUGUAUAUGGUUUCUUACCUAUCUCAGGGAUCCUUUGCUCUUACUAUAAAAUUGUCUCCUCCAUUCUGAGGGUCCCAUCUCCAGAGGGGAGGCAUAAAGCCUUCUCCACCUGUGGCUCUCACCUCACAGUGGUUGGCUUAUGUUACGGAACAGGCUUUGGAGUGUAUCUGACCUCAGCUUUCUCAGUACGUACCAGGAAUAAUGCAAUGGCCUCGGUGGCAUAUGCAGUGGUCACCCCCAUGCUCAACCCCUUCAUCUACAGCCUGAGGAAUGGGGACAUCAAGAGGGCCAUGUGCAGGGUCCUCCACAAAGCAGUCUCAUCUAGUCUCGGUGUCCUCCACCUGAACCGCAGAUUGAACAACACAGCAACGCCACGCUGGUUACUGGUGAGCGAGAGCAUGGAUGGGAUAAUAGGUUUUUUGGGGUUAAAAUUAAGGAAUUUGGAUGUUCAAUAA
Ochotona curzoniae (black-lipped pika) is the source of this 1047-nucleotide messenger RNA. Its product is annotated as putative gustatory receptor clone PTE01. Bases 25 to 1047 code for a protein of 340 amino acids. Gene Ontology annotation, cellular component: membrane. The record is from RefSeq and is a predicted model, not a curated record. Lineage: Eukaryota; Metazoa; Chordata; Mammalia; Lagomorpha; Ochotonidae. The transcript has a single exon. Gene Ontology annotation, molecular function: olfactory receptor activity; G protein-coupled receptor activity. Gene Ontology annotation, biological process: G protein-coupled receptor signaling pathway.